This is a messenger RNA of Musca domestica (house fly), 1608 nucleotides long. Its product is annotated as arrestin domain-containing protein 1-like. NCBI's taxonomy places the organism in Eukaryota, Metazoa, Arthropoda, Insecta, Diptera, Muscidae. Gene Ontology annotation, cellular component: cytoplasm. Gene Ontology annotation, biological process: protein transport. The record is from RefSeq and is a predicted model, not a curated record. Bases 139 to 1296 code for a protein of 385 amino acids. The transcript has 4 exons.
UCUACCCCUUUGCAUGGCCUACGUACAAAAUGUCCAUAUGAGAACAGUACUAUUUUGGAUAUCAAACAAUUGCGAAUUACUUCUGCUUACAUCAAUCGGAAAAGCAAAAUAUAUCUGAUUCUCGAUUCUUUUUUUGCUAUGCCUAUAACAUGUGAAUUUCAACUAAAUAAUCAAAGGGCAACAUAUUUUACUGGAAAAACAUUUGCGGGUUCGAUUAUCCUAACAACAACCAGUGACAAAGAUAUUCGAAAUAUACGAAUACGUUUUUUGGGCAAGGCAAAAGUCUAUUGGAAUAAUACCCGACUCUAUGGCAGAUUUAUUAGCAGCAUCAUUGCAUCGGAAAAUUAUGCCUACAAGUGUGAAGAGACAUAUGUACAUCAGCAAGUCAUUGCUAGAGGAAAAGGCACCCUAUUAACGGGUUGUCAUGUAUUCAAUUUUCUCUUUCGCAUACCCAAGUCUUGUCCUAGCUCGCACAUUGGAAAAUAUGGGGAAAUAAGUUACGAGUUGCUAUUAACAGUGGACAGACCGCAACACACAAAUAACAUAUUCAGUAAACUAUUGACUGUUGCGAGGAGGGUUAAUUUGAAUUCUUUUCCAGAAUUGAAGUCUCCGGUUUCAGCCGAGGAGAGCUAUUAUCCAACCUGUUUUACUUUGGCAAGUGGUAAAAUAAGCUUCGAAUUUACAUUACCAUUUAGGGGAUUUGCCUCCGGCCAAAUUCUACCGUACUCUCUACAGAUAAGCAACCAAUCAAUGAUCGACAUUAGUGGCUACAAACUGGAGUUAGUGGAAGCCAUAACAUAUAUUGCCAAACAUCCGUAUUACAAGGAGCGCAAGAAACGAUGGGUUCUGGCAAAAGCAGUGUUCAUGGAUCCCUGUUUGCGUCUCACCAACCGCCAAUUCAAUAGAUCGCUUCAGUUACCUUCGAUAGCACCGAGUUGUAGAAAUCAAUGUAUAAUCCAAUGGCAACAUCUGCUGGAGCUCAAAAUAAUAGCCGGUGGAUGUUUUGGUAAUAAGAGUGUCGCAAUUCCAAUUGUUAUUGGCAGUGUGCCUCUGAUAGAGAGUGUGCAAGAGGGAUGUCAGGAAAAUGCAACUCCCACUACCCUACACAGUACCUUGCAGCCUAUCUCCCCAACUGGUCCGCCAGUCUAUAUGAUGGAUGUUCCGAGCUGCCUACCCCAUUCCCCAGAGGAAAAUAACGCCUCUCAUCCGCCUUUGUAUGAGGAAUUAACGCCUCCCUCGUUUGACGAAGCUAUGAUAACGUUAUUUCCCGUCAGGAGUUUAGAAGAAAUGGACUAAGCAGGCAGUGUCGUGCAUGCCAAUAUGCAAAAUAAAACAGUAUUUUUAUAGGUAUAUUUGAUCUGUUCCUGUACCUGCAAGAACCUACUAGUUUUGAUUUUUUUUUUUUUUCGAAAUCAUAAGGAAAAAAUUGGCUAUCGUAUUAAAAAAUAAAUAAUUUUUGAGGUUCUGGAACAGGGAAAUUAUCUUGGUUUCAAACCUAGAAGAAUCUAAUAGUUCUGCCUUUUUAUCAGUAUUUUUGUUUUCAAUUUUAUACGGAAUAUAACAUUUUAUUACAAAUGUGUAAAAAUUGUUCUUGGUUUUAGCAACGAA